GCUGGGGCUGAUGCCGGUGUGCGGGGCGGCGCGGGCCCCACAGGGGGCAGUGACAUUUAAUGAUGUGGCCGUGGACUUCACCCAGGAUGAGUGGACACAUCUGGAUCCUUCUCAGAAAGAGCUGUACAGAGAUGUGAUGCUGGAGAACUACAGGAACCUGGUCUCUCUGGUAGGGCUUCCAGUUUCCAAACCAGAUGUGAUCUCCCAGUUGGAGCAAGGGAAAACCCCAUGGAUCAUGGAGAGUGAAGGGUUAAGAGAUUGGAAGACCACGUCUAAAACAGAUGAAUCAGCUUCAGAACUGGGCUUUACUGUGGAAAAAUCAGUCCAGGAAAGAAAUCCAAGUGACGGUCAUCAGGAUUCCAUAUUGAAAGAAGCCUGGAAUUGUGACGUUGAGACACUUUCCCAGGAUAAUGAAUGUGAGGAACUUUUCAGCUGUGAUUCAAACACUCAGCAUCAUAGAAUACGUUUUGAAGAGAGAACGUGUGGAUACAGUGAAUGUGAGAAAACGUUCCUUCAGGGAAGACGUCUUGGUGAACUCCAGAGAGCUCAUACACUGGAGAAACUUCAUAAAUGUAAUGAAUGUGGCAAAGCUUUUAGCUCUAGCUCAUCCCUUACUUUCCAUCAGAGAAUUCACACUGGGGAGAAACCUCAUGAAUGUAACGAAUGUGGAGAGGCCUUUAGGUGGAGCUCACAGCUCACUUACCACCAGAGAAUUCACACUGGAGAAAAACCUUAUCAGUGUAAUGAAUGUGGGAAGACCUUUAUCCAGAGAACACAGCUCACGUCCCAUCAGAGAAUUCAUACUGGAGGAAAGCCAUAUGAAUGUAAUGAAUGUGGGAAAGCUUUUAGAUACAGCUCAUCCCUUACUUAUCAUCAGAGAAUUCAUACUGGAGAAAAACCUUUUGAAUGUAACGAAUGUGGCCAGGCCUUCAGGUCAAAUACACAACUUAAUUCUCAUCAGAGAAUUCACACUGGAGAAAAACCUUAUCAGUGUAAUGAAUGUGGGAAGACCUUCAUCCAGAGCACACAGCUUACUUUCCAUCAGAGAAUUCACACUGGUGAGAAACCUUAUGAAUGUAAUGAAUGUGGAAAGGCCUUUAUUCAGAGCACACAUCUUACUUACCACCAGAGGAUCCAUACCGGAGAAAAACCUUAUGAAUGUAAUGAAUGUGGGAAAGCUUUUAGCUCUAGUUCAUCCCUUACUUACCAUCAGAGAAUUCAUACUGGAGAAAAGCCUUUUGAAUGUCAUGAAUGUGGGCAAGCCUUCAGGUCAAAUUCACACCUUACUUCCCAUCAGAGAAUUCAUACCGGAGAGAAACCUUAUGAAUGUCAUGAAUGUGGACAGGCCUUCAGGUCAAAUACCCAGCUUAUUUCUCAUCAGAGAAUUCACACUGGAGAGAGACCUUAUGAGUGUAAUGAAUGUGGGAAAGCCUUUAACCAGAGCACACAGCUUACUUUCCACCAGCGAAUUCACACUGGAGAGAAACCUUAUGAAUGUAAUGAGUGUGGGAAGGCCUUCAUUCAGAGCACACAACUUACUUACCACCAGAGAAUUCAUACUGGAGAAAAACCUUAUCUAUGUAACGAAUGUGGGAAAGUUUUCAGGCACAAUUCAUCCCUAAUUUACCAUAAGAGGAGUCAUUGGAGAAAAACCUUAUUAGUGUAAUGACUGUGGUCAAGCCCUUAGAUGAAACACACUUUAAAUGUCAGCAAAAAAAAAAAAAAAUCAUACUGGAGAGAAACCUGUAGUCUUUUGAAAGGUUUUUA
This is a messenger RNA of Vombatus ursinus (common wombat), 1767 nucleotides long. RefSeq names its product zinc finger protein OZF-like. Gene Ontology annotation, biological process: negative regulation of transcription by RNA polymerase II. Gene Ontology annotation, molecular function: DNA-binding transcription repressor activity, RNA polymerase II-specific. NCBI's taxonomy places the organism in Eukaryota, Metazoa, Chordata, Mammalia, Diprotodontia, Vombatidae. The record is from RefSeq and is a predicted model, not a curated record.